CGCACGCGAAAUUUUCUCAUCAACGGUACGCUCCGCUCCGUACCGUACCGUACCGUAAGGUUCCGCUCCCCACACCGAACAGCCGUAACCCGAACGAACCGCCCCGCUUGUAUCGCACGCUCGUGACCCGCCCCAAAAAGUGAUAUCAUAAAAGCAAUAUCUCUCUGGAGAUCACCCUCUCCCUUUUCCUGGGCUCCCCGCCCCCGCAAAAAAGGGAGUGUGCUGUUCAAUUGUUUUUGUUUUUGUGUUCAAGUGUGUGCGAGUGUGUGCGAGUGUGUGUGUGUGCAAUAGAUCAAUGAUAUCGAUACAGAUACAGAUUCCCGAACAGCGGGAGAAUCGUUGAAGCGUUUGCUCCCAUUUCCCGACCCACAUAUCGAUUGCACAAUAAAAAUACAAAUAAUAGCAACAACAAUCGAUUGCUUUGCUUGCGAGGAGCAAAGGGAUACGCAGAGGAAGAAGAAGCGGAAAGAGUGCCAGAACCGAAUUUACCGCAAUGCGUGUUCUCAAUACAGAGCUUCGUUUGCGCUUCAAAAACCGCAGGCCGAGACCCUUCAAUCGGGCAGCGAGUGCCGAUGAUGCCGUUAUGAUGGAUAUAUCCAACCCCAACACCCCCACCUCCCCCACCGAUCAGAGUAUCCAUGGAGGAGGAGGAGGAGGGGGAACCAUUAGUAUGAACGGCAGCAUUAGCUCUCCGAACACGCCGGGCGGAGGUGCCAUCGGUGGUGGGUGCAGCAGCAGCAGCAACAACAGCAUCAACAGCGGCAGCUACGCGAGUGCCUCCUCAGUUCCUGUCGCAUGCACACCGCCGCCGCCGACGCACCAGAACCAGAACCAGCACCAGCACCAGUACCAGGGCGGAGGGAGGGCCGGAGGCGGAGUGCCACCGGCACCGCCGAGCGCCGUUCACGGCAAUCCGAGCGGAUCUUCGGGGCAUAAGAACAGCCUCAAGGGAACGAAGCUGGCACGACGGGCACGCUCCUUUAAAGACGACCUGAUCGAAAAGAUAUCCCUGAUGCGGACCACCAACAACACGCUGGGUCGCUCCCACUCGCCGCACAGUCCGCGUACGAAGCAUGGCGCCGGUGUCAAGCCGCCGCCUUCGAACGAGGAGGUGCAGCGCUCCACACAGACCCUGGAGACGCACGUCAAGGAUAUAUCGAAUGCCCUCAAGCACUUUCGGGACGUUAUUCUGAAGAAGAAGCUCGAGGUGCUGCCCGGCAAUGGCACGGUCAUCCUGGAGACCAUUGCCAGCAUGUAUUCCGUUAUCCAAACGUAUACCCCACUGAAUGAGAACAGUGCCAUCAUGAGCUCGGCCACGCAGCAGGUCUACCAAUCCCUGGGGAAACUCAUCAAACUCUGCGACGAGGUAAUGCUCUCCGACGAGAGCGGCGAGUGCCCCUCCCUAAGCAACGAUAAUGUGCGCGAGGUUAUCGAUCUACUCGAGGACGCAGUGAGGAAUCUCGUAACCCUGGCCCAGGGUAAACUAAAGGAGCAGGAUCAGUGCGCCUUUCGCUACAGCGGCGCCUCCGGCCUGGGCGGCAUUGGGGCCGCAGCCGAGAUUAUGGGUGCGGUCACAGCAUCCAGCACGAAUGCAGGCAGCGGCGGCAUACUACCGGUUGGUGGUGUGCCCGGCACCGGGAUCACGGGCGUGGCCAGCAUGCGGAUCUCCGCUGUCGAUAACGCGGCCGUUGGCCAGCGCACCUCCCUGCCAGACAUUGCCCUGUCGCCGAAGGAGCGGGCUAUCCUGGAGCAUCGGAAUGUGAACCCCAUGCGGGGAUCGCACAGCACCGAGAGCAUACUGCGCGACACGAGUCCGCCGCCAAAGCCGCCGCUACCGAAUCGGGCAAGCAAUCCCCCACCGCUGCCACCCAAGCGACGCAGUCAGCCGCAGGCGCCUCCCGGUGGCUCCUCCUCAUCGACGUCCACCUCUAACCAGGCCAGUCCGCUGCCCUAUGCACAGUCGCACAACAUCAGCCUCAACUCGGACCUGGACUGCAGCUCCAACAUCUCGCUGCUGAACUACGGUGUGGAUCGAUUAUCGGUGCGUUCCCGUUCUCCGGAUGAGAAUAGCCAGUGCUCCUUUGACUCGGCUCUGAAUCACUCGCGCGAGGAGGAGGAUCCGCAGCAACAGCAACAGCAACUGAAGCAGACAGUGAAGCUGAUGGAGGAGGAUGCGGACAAGAUGAUUAGCUACAACGCCGCCGGGUCCGCAAGCGCUGCGGCACAGGAAAUGGUCAUGGCCCAGGCACCAUCCAAUGCGCAGACACUGCUCCCAGGAACAGGAGUCCCAGGCCCAGGCCCAGGCGCAAGUGGAGCAGGUGCUGGUGCAGGAGGUGGAGGGGAAACUAACACGGAGCUGCGCACUGCGACGGCAGUCCUCACCAACAAUCGUCAUUCGAACGAAUCGGGUUUCGUGUCGAUGAAGUCGUUCCGCACAUCCACGCAGAGCGUCUCCAAGCGCUCCUCGGACUACAGCGUGCAAUCGUCGGCCAAAUCGUCGAGUAGCAAUUCAGAGAUAGCGAUCAGUAUCAGCGAGUCAGCGUCGGCGACAGCGAGUGCGGCCAGCAGCGAGUACCAGCAGAUCAGCCAGUCGGUCAGCCACAGCAGUCAGCGGUCGCAGCAUCAGCAGCUUAUCUCCAGCAGCUGCAGCAGCAGCAUGACCACCACCACCAUGAGCAGCUACAGCAGCGGCGAUCAACAGGAGCAGGCGGCCACAACGGAGGCUGCAGCACCCGCCCUGCCGCCCAAGUUGACAACACCGGUAGCGACGGUGACGGCGACGGCGACAACAACGCACCAGCGCACGUUGACGCAUCACGAAUCGAGUACCCUCGACGAGCUGGACUGGAGCCAGGGCGCAGCCAGCAGCAGCAGCAGCAGUGCCGCAGAGGUGGCAGAGCUGAGGCAACUGUCGCCGCACCAUCACCACCAGCAACAGCUGCACCAGUGGUAUUCGAAGCACCAUAGCCUGAUCGAGGCGCCGCGCAGUGCCCCCCACCAUUUGGCAGGCAGUUGCAGCGCCUUCGAUCAGAGGCAUCUCGAGGAGCCGCCGCCGUUGCCCAUAAAGAGGAAGAACAUGUUUCAAAGUGUGGCAUUCUCGGUUCUGGCCUACAUGGAGGUCUGCUCGGCCCCGACCCGCAUCGAGCAGCACCGACACACGAUGCAUGCGUGCAACAUCAGCCGGAAUAUCUCCCAUAGCCAGACAAUGAACAUUAUGCCGAUGAGCAAGGAGCUGUCGCCCGAGCUGGAGACACCACCAGCCCUGCCGCCAAAGAACUACAAGCAGCGCAAGCCGACGCCCUCUUUGCAGCCGAUAAUUGUCACAACACCGCCGCCCAGUCCAAAGCCGACUCUGGGCGAGAAUGGGUCGAGCGGAGGAUGCGGUGGUGGCGGCAGCGGGCGACCAGACAGUCGUAUGGCCACUGUCUGUGAAGAGCAUAACGAUUCCCUGGUCCUCGACAACAAUGAGAAUGUGAAUGUCAGUUCUGGCGACGGCGAUGGAGAUGGCGAAGGCGAGGGUCAGACCUUCUAUUGCCACUCGCAUCAGCUGCCGGAUGAGCCGGUGGCAGCGCAAACAUUAGCGGACACUGAUCAGCAGCAGCAGCAGCCCAUAAGCACACCUAAGCUGAUCGAUGAAGACCAAGAGUCGAGAGUCGCCCCAGAGUACGAGGCUGAGAAGCAGCAGGAACAGCAGCAGCAGCAGGACGCUGGCGAGGUGGAGACGCUGAUCAAUAUGCUGGAGGAGGUCAAUAUAACGCGCUAUCUAAUACUCAAAAAGAAGGAGGAGGACGGGCCAGAGGUCAAGGGCGGCUACAUUGACGCGCUCAUUGUGCACGCGAGCCGUGUCCAGAAGGUCGCCGACAAUGGUAGGCAUCCACAUCCACAGCAAGCCAAGCGGAAGCAUGUCAAGCACCCUCGUAACCAUCGAACUCCCCCCCACUCAUCUUGUGUCUGUCAUUCUGUCUCUGUCCAUUCCACACGUGCAGCAUUCAGCGAGGCGUUCAUCACCACCUUCCGCACCUUCAUCCAGCCAAUCGAUGUGAUCGAGAAGCUCACCCAUCGCUACACAUACUUCUUCUGCCAGGUGCAGGAUAACAAGCAGAAGGCCGCCAAGGAGACCUUCUCGCUGCUGGUGCGGGUGGUCAAUGAUUUAACAUCUACGGACCUCACCAGCCAACUGCUUAGUCUGCUGGUUGAGUUUGUCUACCAGCUGGUCUGCUCCGGACAGCUAUAUCUGGCCAAGUUGCUGCGCAACAAGUUCGUGGAGAAGGUGACGCUCUACAAGGAGCCCAAGGUAUAUGGCUUUGUCGGCGAACUGGAGCUGGGCGGAACGAUUACCAGCAGCGGAGCCGCUGGCGGCGGCGGUGGUGGUGGUGUUGGCGGUCUGUCCGGGAAUAGCAGCAGCAGCAUGAGCAGCGGCAGCAGCAAUCAACCCAGUUUGCUGGACCUCAAGUCUCUGGACAUUGCCGAACAGAUGACGCUGCUGGAUGCGGAGCUGUUCCAGAAGAUCGAGAUACCCGAAGUAUUACUAUUUGCCAAAGAUCAGUGCGAGGAGAAGUCGCCCAAUCUCAACAAGUUCACCGAGCACUUUAACAAGAUGUCCUACUGGGCACGCUCCAAGAUCCUGCGACUGCACGACGCCAAGGAGCGGGAGAAGCAUGUAAACAAGUUCAUUAAAAUCAUGAAGCAUCUGCGUAAGAUGAACAACUAUAAUUCGUAUCUGGCGCUGCUCUCGGCCCUCGAUUCGGGACCCAUUCGAAGGUUGGAGUGGCAGAAGAGCAUCACCGAGGAGGUGCGCUCCUUUUGUGCCCUCAUCGAUUCCAGUUCCAGUUUUCGGGCCUACCGCCAGGCCCUGGCCGAAACCAAUCCGCCCUGCAUACCCUAUAUCGGUCUGGUCCUGCAGGAUCUGACGUUUGUGCAUGUGGGCAACCAGGACUAUCUGUCCAAGGGCGUCAUCAACUUCUCCAAACGCUGGCAGCAAUACAACAUCAUUGUGAACAUGAAGCGUUUCAAGAAGUGUGCUUAUCCGUUUCGACGCAACGAACGGGUCAUACGGUUCUUUGAAAACUUCAAGGACUUUAUGGGCGAGGAGGAGAUGUGGCAGAUAUCGGAGAAGAUCAAGCCACGCGGACGUCGGCCCCAAAACUACUAAAAAAAAAAGAAAACAAAACAACAGGAAAGAUGCAAGAGAAUGCAGCAACUACAAAACACCAACUAUAUAUAUACGGAAUAUAUAUGUUAUAUUAUAUAAAAAACAAAAUAUACAAAUACAAAAUAAUGCAAUGGCCGUGGAGAAGCAGCAACAACAGGAGAUCGGAGAUCAGGCUGAGGAUGCGUAUGCGGAUGUGGAUGUGUAGGAGAAUGUGGACCUGGAGCAGAAGAAAAAGCAAAGGAAUCAGCUGAAACUAUUAUGGAUGGGUCUGAGCAAUAAUAACGUUCGCUAUUCGCUGUCUAUAUAUACAAUACAUAUAUAUAUAUAUAUAUACAAUAUAUAUAUAUAUAUACAUAUGAUGAUUACACAUGUAAUCUAUAUACAUAUAUAUAAAGUAACCAGAUCAGAUCAGUUAAAUAUACAUGUUAACUAUAUUAUAUAUACAAAAUAGCGGAUACAGAUAGACAACUAAAUAUCCAGAAUAUCGAUAUCUGUAGCUGAAUUAUAUGAAGCUCUAUGAAGAAACUCCCCACCAAUCUUACAUCUUAAAUGAAUCACCACCAACCAAGCAACCAAUCAACCACUCAACCACUCCACCACUCCCCCCUUCUCCCAUGAGUUGCACCGAAGGAAAACACCAAAGCGAUCCAUCAAUCAGCCAAAAACCGCAAACAUCAAACAGACGAAACAGAUCGGGCUUUCAUUAUUCUUUUGAGAUAUAUCUGUUUACAUAAGAGCAGCACACAACGAAUUUUUUGGAAACCAAGAGAACGCGAUUAUAUAUAGACUAUGACUACGAUUACGAAACGAUGCAAUCCACAAGCAACAAAACACCAAGAAAACAAGCAACAAAGAACAAAGCCAACUCAAGCAGAUUUAUGCAGUACACUAUACAUAUGUAUGAAUAUCGUAUGCAUUUAUAUAUAUAUAUAUAUAUAUGUAUAAAGUAUAUGCACUUAUCUGUAUCGGCACAGUCUGUGCAAAGCCAACCCAGGAAAGCGCAAAACUCUUCCAUUUUUAGAUGUGGUGUGUUGGAGCGGAACGAGUAUCAAACUAAAAGCUAAAAAAGGGAUAUACAUUUUGGGCUGGGGAAACGGAAACCCGCCCAGAGAGACAGACAGAGAUAUAUAUAUAUAUAUACAUAUAUACAUAUAUGGAGUUAUUAAUCAAAUCAAUCAAAAAUUCAUUUCGCAACUCAAUUAACGAAACAACUUUUAAAGUUAUCAAAAAAUGAAAAUGAAACAAAAACGGAUUCCAAAAGUUUAAAUGUAUGACUUUAAAACAAAACAAAACAUAUAUAUGUAUACUUAUAUAAAAAUCUAUAUGCAUGCAUAAAGAGAGAGAUGGAGAGAGAGAGAGAGAGAGAAACCAACAGAGAAACAGAACAAGAGAGCAAGAGAGAGUGAGGAAUGGAUUGCGUUAAAAAAAAAAAGAGUUAAAACCUGUAGCUCCAUAUUAAGUGUAAAUUAAAGAUAAUCUAAGCAACCUUAAUGUGCACUUACGCAGACACACGCGUAUCUUAUCCCAAUCCGUUCUAUCUAUCCGAAAGAUCCAUGGAUAGGGGGGAUUUAUGUACACGUCCUAUAUGAAUGGGAAUGGGAAUGAGGGAUCUAUCCUCUCAUGCAUUCGUUUCUCCUUCUGGCGCGAUCCUAUUUCUGUUUUAUUGUGUACAUAUAUAAUACAGUGCAAACCGUUUAUUGGCUACCACUGUACCACUGUACGUUUCUUAGUCAACACACACACACACCCACACACAUACACAUACACGUAACCAAUACGCAUUCUCCCCCUCACAUUCACAAAUAUGUACAAAAAAAAUUUAAUGAAAUUGACUUUGAAUUCUUCAUUAAUUUAUUAAGUUUCUGUUUGUUAAUGAUUGUGUAUAAGGAUGAUCGAUUGUAUCGGACGUAUAUACUCUAUAGCAGUAUAUACAUACAUAAAAUAUAUAAACACAUAUACUUUCCCAUAUACAUAAACACAUACAAACACAACAUACACACAUACUACAGAACAACAGCACAUAGGAAACAAGACUGUCUUUUAGGGUAUACUUACAUAUACAGUAGUUGUAUUUCAUUUAUCUAAUCGAGCUCUGCAUAUGUACUGCUCGAAGAAAUUGUUAUAACCGGAUAACAUGAACAUGAACACACACACACAGACGGACAGAAACAGAAACAGACACGACACGAACACAAACCGAAACCGAUACCAAUACCGGAAACCGGAAACCGAGAACCGAUCCACCUGAAUGUACUAGAUGGAGCUAGUGUGCGGAUAACAGCGGAUAUGGUAACGUAACGGUACGAAAAUGAUGAUAUGAAAUUAUUUGGUAUAUAUAUAAUUAUAUUAAUAUAUAUACAUACAUAUAAACACAUACCAUACAUAUAUAUAUAUUUAUAUAUACACAUAUGUGUAUAUGUAUAUCUGAUAUUUCUGAUUUAGUCAUUGCUUUGUAUGUGCCUAUUAUCGAUUUUUGAUGUAUGUAUAUUGUAUUUUCAACAUCAGUUUUAAAGCUUAACAUUUACAUUUACACUUUUACGAUAUAUUUAUGUACUACGAGUAUGUAAUCUAUGUAACAGCGAGCCCUAAUCCGCCAGCUGCAAAAAGGAUAUUAUUAAAAGAAAACCAUAAUUUAUAUAUGAUUAAUAAGCUAAUGAACCUAAGGAUAACAAGUUUCUCUUAAUUAUUUUUUUUUUCUCUUUUUUUUGUUCCUUGAAUUAAUUCAUUUGUACAUGUAUAUAUUUAUGUUAUAUUUAACUGACUAGUUCAUAUGAUGCCGGAUCACGUGUAAUUGUACUUUCGUUUUCGUUUCCCCCAAAAAGUAGAGAAAAUUUUCAAUUGUAAAUGUAUUUAACUAAAAUGUUAUGCGUGUAUUCGUAAGAAUAAUGAAAAUAGCUACACAAUCAAUGUAUUUUUCCUUUAAA
Molecule: messenger RNA, 8076 nt
Organism: Drosophila pseudoobscura
Lineage: Eukaryota; Metazoa; Arthropoda; Insecta; Diptera; Drosophilidae
Gene: C3G
Product: C3G guanyl-nucleotide exchange factor
Exons: 14
Coding region: 494-5152 (1552 amino acids)
Biological process (GO): Ras protein signal transduction; positive regulation of GTPase activity
Cellular component (GO): plasma membrane
Molecular function (GO): guanyl-nucleotide exchange factor activity
Source: RefSeq, a predicted model, not a curated record